Messenger RNA from Drosophila sulfurigaster albostrigata, 2944 nucleotides. Its product is annotated as phospholipase A1 member A. Lineage: Eukaryota; Metazoa; Arthropoda; Insecta; Diptera; Drosophilidae. The transcript has 4 exons. Gene Ontology annotation, molecular function: lipase activity. Gene Ontology annotation, biological process: lipid metabolic process. The record is from RefSeq and is a predicted model, not a curated record. Bases 615 to 1736 code for a protein of 373 amino acids.
CGUCAACGCGCAAACGUUGCGCACGUCUCCAGCUGCAAUUUCAACUUUCGUAUUGCGUGCGCUCUCUCUUCUUUCUUUCACUCGCGCUCUCUUUGCUCACUCUGUUCGGGGAUAAGACACGUGCGCUCCCGUGAAAGCCAAGAUCAAGUGGUUUGCUCUUGUUGUUGUUGAUUGCCGUUGAGUUGACGUCGGUUUUUUGGGGCGUUUCGCGCGUGGCCCGCAAAUUGUUGUCUAACAUUUCGUGCGGAAUUAUGCCGCGCCAGCGUCGUCAGUCUCGAAAUCGAGAGUGUUUCCGAGUCCAAUGACCACAGUUGACGCGCGCCAAACUGGCAACUGAGAAAAGCAACAACAACAACGACAACAACUAUAACAAAGAUAAUAAAAAUCAAGAAAACCUACGCGAAUUGCAUUUGCUUCUACAUAAACCUUGACCUAAAGAAAAUCGAAAAGAUUGUAAAAACAAACAAACAAAAACUGAUAAAUAGAAAGAAAAAGAAAAGUGUGUGAGUGUGUGUUUGCUAUUGUUUGUUACACAACAAAAAACAAACAAACAACAACAACGAGUUAAUUACCUGACAAUUGACCCAUUUUGUCUUGAACUUUGUCGACCAAACAUGCCGUUGAACUGUUGCCGCAGUGGAAUUGAAUCAUCUUCAACGUCAAGUUGGCGGCUUUUGCCGCUGCUCUUCGCCUGCAUCGUUUUCCAUGCUGAUUUUGCCGCUGCACAAAAUCCGGCUGUUGUGGCCGCUGCUGUGGCCGCUGGCCAAAAUCAAUCGAACGUCUAUGUGACAGAAUCUUGCCUAGAGAAACCGUAUCGCUGUCCACAUCCCAAGAUAAAGUUCUAUCUCUACACACGACGCACCCAGGAGCAGCCCGAGUUCAUCGACGUGCUCGAUGCGAAUGCCUUGUACUACACACACUUUAAUCCUCGUCAUGCCACCAAGAUCAUCAUUCAUGGCUUUGGUGGCGGCCGUCUGCUGAGUCCCAGUCCGGAUCUGCGGGAAGCUUACUUCGCUGUGGGUGACUACAACAUCAUUAUUGUGGACUACAGCGAUGCUGUGAAGGAGCCGUGUCUCAGCCAAAUGGAAUGGGCCCCUCGCUUUGGCAGUCUUUGCAUCUCGCAGCUGGUCAAGUAUCUGGCGCGGCAUCCACGCGGUGUUCAGCCCGAUGAUCUGCACUUCAUUGGCUACAGUGUGGGUGCACACAUUGCCGGAUUGGUGGCCAACUAUCUGAAGCCCGAUGAGGGCAAGAUUGGUCGCAUCACAGCGCUGGAUCCCACCAUAUUCUUUUAUGCGGGUGCGAACAAUUCACGCGACUUGGACACCAGCGAUGCGCACUUUGUGGAUGUGAUGCACACAGGUGCUGGCAUUCUGGGUCAAUGGCAUUCCAGUGGACACGCGGAUUUCUAUGUGAAUGGAGGCACCAGACAACCAGCUUGUGUCGGAUCAGCCACCUUGUUUCAAACGCUGGCUUGCGAUCACACUAAAGUUACGCCAUACUUUAUUGAAUCCAUAACUUCAACACGCGGCUUCUAUGCUGGUCCCUGUCCCAAUCUAUUCACCUAUUUGAUAGGCUGGUGUGAGCCCAAGGACUCAGAGUAUGUGCUGAUGGGCGAACACUGUUCUCACAAAGCACGCGGCAACUAUUAUGUAACGACUAAUGCGAAGGCGCCCUUUGCUCGAGGAUUUCCAGGCAAGGGGCGCGCGAAUGGCGAGUAUCAAGGAGUACGACGUUAAUCGAGCGAGGAGGGAAUAUAUUUCAUAUUGUAGCACUUUUGUGAUUUUAGUAGAUUGUUUCCUAAUUAUGAUCCUGUAUUUAUUUGAAUUGUUUCUGUUAGUUUUAUUGCCGCCAUCGUCGCUGGGAGACGUUGAGAAUCAAAAUCAUUUUUCCAUGUCUCCCAGUUCCAAUUGUCCGCGCUUUGUACAAAUCUAUAUCUAAUCAUUAAGUUGUAAGCUGAAGUUUUGCUGGAUAAUAAAAGGUAGAACAUAAUAGAGAAACACGCUUCAGUGUGUUUGUUUUUGGCAUAAUUUUUUUAACAUGUUCUUUUAUUGAAUUCCAAAUACAUUUCAUCGGGUAUAAUUUGAUAAGCCUUUAUAUUUAUGGAUACGGGUACUCAUAUAAUUUUUGUAGAUCAUAUAGUCGGAUUUUAUAGUCUUCAUUCAUGAAAUAAACAGGUUGAUUUUAAACACAAAUCGGCUUUAAUAUUUCUGCAGAUUGCAACUUAAGGUGAAUGCUUUAAUUUUAUAUUUAUUGCUAUGUUUUUGCAAUAUGUAUAUUUGAUUUGAUUUCGGUAAUAUGAAUACUUGUUGAAUACCUUUUAGACUAGAUCAUUUAAAUUAUACAACAUUGGGCGGGUGUUGCCAGAAAAGGGAGCUUGCUUGUAAUUAUUAUAUUUAUUAUAUGUAUGUAUAUUUAUAUAGUUUCAUUUUUGUUGUCUUUAAAUUUUAUACAUUUAAUAAAUGUUAAAAAAAACCAAACUCACAGGAAACACAAAGAAUUUCUGUUUGUGAAAUUGCAAUAAAAAUAUUUAUAUAUUUAUGUAUACGAGUAUAUACAAAGCUUGAAUAAAUCGCAAGAUUCCACCAAUGUAAUGAAGUCUUAUAGAGAAUCUCUUUGUUUACUUAGCUCGUUUAACAUUUAUAAUGAAUAAUUCCAAUUAGUGUGUGUGUGUGUGUUUGUGUAUAUUCUUUGUGCGUCUAUAUAUCUGACAAUACUUAGAUGAGUUUAACUAUGGAGCUGAAGGACUCAGCACCCAAGUACGAGUAAGUACAUAUAUUUAUUAUUGUAGGUAAGUUACUCAUACAUUAGUUUUAUAUUAUGUUGUAUUACCCCAGUUGUAACCGGUUUCUUGUUUUAUGCUCUUUUAAUAUAUGCUUGAAAUGAUAUACACUUGAAUCCAGUUUAUGGUAUUAUUUUUUGUUGUUACUUUGUUUAUGUACACUUA